Molecule: messenger RNA, 811 nt
Organism: Hevea brasiliensis (rubber tree)
Lineage: Eukaryota; Viridiplantae; Streptophyta; Magnoliopsida; Malpighiales; Euphorbiaceae
Product: protein RALF-like 34
Exons: 1
Coding region: 160-570 (136 amino acids)
Source: RefSeq, a predicted model, not a curated record
CGCGUUAAUUGAUGCAUUGAUGAAGCACAGCUGUAAUCCAAUCACUGCUCACUUCUCUCACGCUAUCUCAAUGUGACAUGUUGUCCCUACUCUUCCUCUUCCCCUCUCUAAACUUAAGCUUCUCUCUUGCUUCGUUUACCUCCCACUCCUGUGUUCUCCAUGGCAGCUCCAGCUCCUGCUCUAUAUCUCUUCUUCUUCAUCAUCUUUCUCGCUCUCAGUUCAAUUACCCAUGCCCAAGUCGAAGAAACAGGCUUGAAGAUAACGGUGGACGCUCUAGAAUGGCCAAUGGCGAUGUCCAUGUACAGUAAUUUGGAGGAGAAAGGUGAGUUUGGUGAUGGGUUUAUAGAUUUAGAUGGUGAGGAGGAUGGUGAUGAGAAGAUGGGUGAGCGCAGAUCUUUGUUUUGGAGAAGAGUACGUUACUAUAUCUCAUAUGGAGCUCUAGCAGCUAAUAGGAUUCCUUGCCCUCCACGUUCUGGGAGAUCAUACUACACCCACAAUUGUUUUAAGGCUAGAACCCCUGUUAACCCCUACACUAGAGGAUGUUCCAGGAUUACUCGUUGCAGGAGAUGAGUCUGCACUUUUUAUACUCUGUUGAUUGCAUGUGUCAGUCUUGGUUAUUAGUGGGGUUGGUAUGUGUUUGUGAGUGGAUUUGUUCAAGAACAUAAUUGGUUCAUGGGUUUUUAAUGAGGAUUUGUAAUGCUAUUUUCAUGUAUGGAUUGAUGAAGGAUGAACAAUGUGAUUGUAGUAUAAUUAUUGUUUGUUCUGUAAUUUAAAGCUGGUUCUUGAUAAUUCAUACGCCAUUUUUAAUUCA